Diachasma alloeum is the source of this 1220-nucleotide messenger RNA. RefSeq names its product pyrroline-5-carboxylate reductase (gene P5cr). Gene Ontology annotation, molecular function: pyrroline-5-carboxylate reductase activity. Bases 106 to 975 code for a protein of 289 amino acids. Gene Ontology annotation, biological process: L-proline biosynthetic process. The record is from RefSeq and is a predicted model, not a curated record. The transcript is spliced from 6 exons. NCBI's taxonomy places the organism in Eukaryota, Metazoa, Arthropoda, Insecta, Hymenoptera, Braconidae.
GUUCGUAAAUCAGCUGAUUGGCUGUUUUGCAUUGGGUUGAAUAGAAAACACGUGAGGAAAGAAACUGCUCGGACAUAAUAACAAGUGCUGUUUUUCGUGUUAGCAAUGGCACAAGAUCAAAUACCACCCCCGAAUUUACUCAGACAAACCUUUGGAUUCAUUGGGGGUGGAAAUAUGGCACGUGCCAUAGGCGCAACACUAAUUGAAAGAGGAAUUUUCCAAGCCGAUCAUAUUUGGGUGUCUUCUCGCACUGAGGAAACCCUCGAGUUCUGGAAGAAAUUGGGUGUACAUACCACCCUGAAUAAUUCAGAAGUUAUUUUGAAUUGUAAAACCAUUAUUUUGGCGGUGAAACCGCAAUUUUUAGACACUGCUCUGGCGUCUUUACACGUUUUACGCUCCAGGGAAGAUCUUCCCAACAAACUGUUUGUUUCCGUAAUAGUGGGAAUACCCAUUGACUCAUUGACUGAGAAAUUGAAGCAGGUUCUUCCUCCCAAGAAUAUCUUUCGAGUUAUUCGAACGCUGCCAAACACUCCCUUGGCUGUUGGUGAAGGUAUCACAGUUUACUGUUGCCCACCGGGGCAGGAUAAUUCCCAAGAAUGUCAUCUUGUAGAAGCCAUUUUCUCCAGGAUUGGUAUUGUAGAAAAAAUCGAUGAAAAGAUGAUGAAUGCUGUGAGUGCUUUAUCCGGAUCCGGACCAGCUUAUGCAUACCUCAUGACAGAAGCAUUAGCCGAUGGAGCUGUGAAAAAUGGAGUUCCUCGUGCUCUAGCCACUAAACUAGCAGCACAGAUGCUGAUCGGUGCUGGGAAAAUGGUUUUGCAAACAGGAAAACAUCCAGGACAACUCAAGGACGAGGUUUGCUCCCCUGGGGGAACGACUAUCGCUGGAGUUCAUGCACUGGAAACUGGUGGGGUCAGGGUUUCACUUAUGAAUGCUAUUGACGCAGCAGUUCAACGAGCCAGAGAACUAUUACCUUAAAUAUUUUAACAUUCCAUUUUUUUGUUCAUUUUUUUUCAUUCAAUAUGCAUUCGUGGUUUAAAGGAGAAAUUAUUUUAUAUUUUUUAAAGGAAAGUAUUAUUUCAUUAGCGUUAUUUACAUUUUUAUAAGAAGAGAACUUGAAUUAUUAAAAGAUAGAAAACAAUAACACCUUCUAGAUUUUAAUGUUUAUAACUUGGAUUAUUUAAUAAUUCACCUCAAUCUAGACUCAUUAAAUUGUAACAAUU